AUGUGUGAUAAUACAGUAGCCGACGAAGAAAAUAAUAAUACUGAUCUUCAAUUAAAUAAGCAAAAUGAAAGUGAUGAAAAUAAGGAGGAAAAUACAACUACCGGAAAAAAUCAUAUUAUGAUGAGAAUAAAGAAAUAUAGUAGUGGGUUUUCAGGAGAUAUAGCUAUGGAGGCCGUGAGGAGGGCAUCCAAAAUUAUAGCUGAAAAAGAGAGAAUUCAAAAAGUGUAUAGCGGAGUUGGGUUAAAAAACCCUAAACAAGCUUCUGAACAAAAUGACCAUUUGAAUUAUGAUACAACAGUUGAUGUAGACGAUAAUACACCCAGCCUUAAUACGACUCCAUCACAAAAGAAAUUCUUGUUAGGGGCAAAGGCAGUUUUGCCAGGGGAUAAUCAGGAAUUAUUGGAGAAAUUGAAAAACAGAAAAAUUUAA
Molecule: messenger RNA, 429 nt
Organism: Plasmodium vinckei vinckei
Lineage: Eukaryota; Apicomplexa; Aconoidasida; Haemosporida; Plasmodiidae
Product: conserved Plasmodium protein, unknown function
Exons: 4
Coding region: 1-429 (142 amino acids)
Source: RefSeq, a predicted model, not a curated record